ACCAGGUCCUCAGGCGUCUAAGAGCUGACUCGGGGUGGCACCACCUGAAGAUCACCCCUAAUCCCGCUGGCUGCGGCCGUACCAGCUGCCUCCUCCACCCCCCAAAUCCCCUUCGGCCGCCGCCGCCCCUCAGUGAACUUGGGGCACCGUACCGGUGCGGCUUUUGGGCCCCCGGGCGGGCGGGGCGCGGUAGCGGCUUCCGGCAGCCCCGGGGAGGCACCGAAGGGCCGAGGCUUGCACAAGCCACCCCGGACCCGCUCCUGCUCCCUUCCUUCGUGCUGGGGAGGUCACAUGUGAAGCCGUCGGUGGGUCAGGGCGCUCCCGGCACGGCCGACAUGGCGCUGCGGGGGGGACGCGCCGCCCGCUUGACCCUCGGCUUGGCGCUGCUCUGCUCCGCGCUGGAGGCGGCGCCGGCCGCCCCGCAGCCCCGCUCCGCUGUGGGGCAGUUCUGGCAUGUAUCUGACCUACACUUAGAUCCGACUUACCACAUUACCCCUGAUCGCACCAAAGUUUGUUCUUCUUCCAAAGGAGCCAAUGCCUCCAACCCAGGCCCUUUUGGAGACUUUCUGUGUGAUUCUCCAUAUCAACUUAUUUUGUCAGCAUUUGCAUUCAUGAAGGACUCGAAACAGCAGGUUUCAUUCAUGAUUUGGACAGGAGAUAGCCCUCCUCAUGUUCCCAUAAAAGAACUUUCCACAAAGUUAGUCAUUAGCAUCAUUGGCAAUAUGAGUUCUACAAUUCGUAGUUUCUUUCCAGAUCUUCAGGUUUUCCCAGCCUUGGGCAAUCAUGACUACUGGCCACAGGAUCAGCUUCCUGUAACUACCAGUGAAGUUUACAAUGCUGUAGCAGAUUUCUGGAAACCGUGGCUAACAGAUGAAGCAAUCAAUACCUUCAGAAAAGGUGGCUUCUACACGCAGCUGUUUGAAUCCAGUGGUAGCUCUCAGUCACUCAGGAUAAUCAGUCUGAACACAAAUUUGUAUUACAGCCCCAACACUGUAACUGUGAAUGUCACUGACCCAGCCCACCAGUUUGCUUGGCUGGAGGCAAUACUGGAAACCUCUGUACAAAAGAAUGAAAAGGUUUAUAUAAUAGGACAUGUACCAAUAGGAUACUUGCCAUAUGCAAGGAAUACUACAGCUAUCAGGGAGUAUUACAAUGAGAGACUGGUAAAGAUUUUUCGGAAAUACAGUAGUGUUAUUGCGGGGCAGUUUUUUGGACAUACACAUAGAGAUAGUAUCAUGGUCCUCCUGGAUGAAGAAGAAAAGCCAGUGAACUCCUUGUUUGUGGCACCUGCUGUAACCCCAGUGAAGAAUGUGUGGCAAAUGGAGUCCAAUAACCCUGGUGUCAGGUUGUAUCAGUAUGAUCUUCUUGAUUAUAGCUUGCUGGAUCUUUGGCAGUUUUACUUGGACCUCAGAGAUGCCAACCAGAAAAAUGAAUCAAACUGGAAAUUAGAAUACAUCCUGACUAAAGCUUACGGCAUUGAAGACUUGAAGCCAGAAAGCCUAUAUGAAAUGGCCAAGCGGUUGUCUGUGCCACACAGCACGCUGUUUGAGCAGUAUUACAGUAACUUCAUUGUGAGUUAUGACAAAACCAUUGUCUGUGAAGAGGGGUGCAAGACCUGCCAAAUAUGUGCAAUCCAAUAUUUAGAUUACUCCUCAUACAUAGAUUGUAUAAAUCGUGAAGCAGCAUGGAGAUGAAACCUGUCUGCAAUCUGUGCUGACACUGACUUUAACCUGUGAUUUAAAGAAACUGCUCAUCCUUUUGCUCAAGCACUUUCAUUCUGACAGGGAGCCUGUGGGAUUUCUCUGAAUUUCAGGAAAGCAAUCAAUGUCCCUAGAUCUUUCUUCUUGUAAACAUGUUUUUCUUCCACAUCUAAAUAAACAUCUAGUCGCUAUGUA
Calypte anna (Anna's hummingbird) is the source of this 1895-nucleotide messenger RNA. It is a transcript of the gene SMPDL3A, whose product is annotated as sphingomyelin phosphodiesterase acid like 3A. Bases 336 to 1694 code for a protein of 452 amino acids. NCBI's taxonomy places the organism in Eukaryota, Metazoa, Chordata, Aves, Apodiformes, Trochilidae. The record is from RefSeq and is a predicted model, not a curated record. Gene Ontology annotation, molecular function: sphingomyelin phosphodiesterase activity. The transcript is spliced from 8 exons. Gene Ontology annotation, biological process: sphingomyelin catabolic process.